Messenger RNA from Scheffersomyces coipomensis, 1290 nucleotides. It is a transcript of the gene UME7, whose product is annotated as DNA-binding transcriptional regulator. Gene Ontology annotation, biological process: regulation of DNA-templated transcription. The coding region runs from base 1 to 1290 and encodes 429 amino acids. The record is from RefSeq and is a predicted model, not a curated record. NCBI's taxonomy places the organism in Eukaryota, Fungi, Ascomycota, Pichiomycetes, Serinales, Debaryomycetaceae. The transcript has a single exon. Gene Ontology annotation, molecular function: zinc ion binding; DNA-binding transcription factor activity, RNA polymerase II-specific.
AUGAAGCUUACCACUACUACAACUUCAAAUCAUAAUAAUGCAAUGACAAAGCAUCAACAUCAACCGUUUAAUAGUUCUUUGAUCAUAAGUUCUCCAGUUGUGGUCAAGAGUCAAUCAGCAGAAGUGGAAAUUGAUAAUGCAUUUUUAACUUCUGAAAAUGAUUUUGCAACACAAGAAGAAAUGAUGAGAGUUAAAGCCAUCUAUCAAAAUAUUUAUGGUGGUAGUCCUAAUGGUAGUCUCAGUUAUAAUGAUAGUUCAUUAAGUGAUAUUUAUAAUAAUUCUAAUCAAAGUAAUCCUAAUAAUAAUGUUGCUAAUUGGAAAACUUCAAAUCUGUCUAAUGAAGGUACUGAUAAAAUUAGGCUUAAUAAUUCUUUAGAGAUUCUAAUGGAAAUUGAUAAUGUAACUGAUCCAUUACCACCAUCAUCAAAUCCAUCAUCAUUAGUUGAUUCUACAUCCAAUUCAACCUUUGGCAAUACUGAAUUUUCGAUUAGUCCUUUAGAUAAACGUCCAACUUCACGUAGUUUACAUCCUGGUAAUAUUGCUGUUAUGAAUAUUUUAAGAAAACCAGGUAACGAAAAAGAACAAGGAGUGAAAGGAAAUACACUUCAAGAAUCGUUUCAAAAAGAUGAUGGUGAUACUUCGAGUGACAUGUCUAUAGUAAAAACAGCUCAAUUAGGUCCAAAAUUCAUUCAUCAUGCUAAGAAAACAGCUCAUAAGACUACUAAGAAUAAGGCAACAGGAAAAAGAAAACCUCGUACACCCAAACCUAAAGCUAAAAAGAAAAGAAAGAUAAUCAAUGAAGAAGUAGAAGAAGUGAUUCCCAAACCUCAAUUAUUAAUAACUUUAAAGUUUAAUCCUAGUAAUGAUGAUGGUGUAGAAGAAAGUAAGAUUGUCACACUUAAAACACCACCAUCAACGUCAUCAUUUGAAGCAAGAUUAGAUGGACCAGAGUCUGAUGACGUUGAAUAUAAACCUGGGACUAGACAAACAAGAAGUAAACGUCGUCGUAUUAGAACUAAAGAAGAAGUAUACAUACCAGAAAAGAAACGAAGACUUGGUCCUCGUUCAAAAAGUGGAUGUUGGACAUGCAGGGUUCGUCAUAAGGCUUGUCCUGAAGAUAGACCUAUAUGUGGUCAAUGUAUACGACUUCAUUUACCUUGUGAUUAUUCGAAUGAACGACCAAUAUACAUGACAGAUCCUUUAUUACAAGCAGCUAAAUUGAAAGAAAUUAGAGACGUGACUAAUCUUCAAAAGAAAAUCAAUUUUGCAAAAAGAAGAAAUAAAGAUUAA